GAAUGGAUAUUCACACGGUGGCUAUUAUUAUAUAGACCUGCACAGCGGCUUAUUUUUAGCAACGUGAAUCAAUAACUUCGCCUACCCUGUAAUAGUGUUAAAAAACUUUUCCACGUUGACUUGUGUAUGCCUAUCGUCCGUUCUCAAUAAUGCUCCUGAAAUAGCUGAAUGGAACUGUGUCAAAACAAAAGACUUUGUUGCUUUGUAAAGUAGCUGAAAGCAAAGUGGGAUAACAAAAUAGGAUUCAAAUAUUAAAACAUUUUUCCAGUGUAACUUCUUUGGUGCGGACUUUUUCUAACCAAACCAGAGACGUAAAUCACCAAUACCAACAAAAAUGGAAGUUCUUACAAUUCUUGUGGGCGUAGUAGCCUUUGUUUUAUCGGCCAUAAUAAUUUACUGCAUUUCUGUUUUCUCAAUGAGAGAAAAAACUUUUGAGGAAGUGAUGGAGGAGCAACGGCGGCGCCAGGAAGAGGAAAGAGAAAAGGCUAAAGCUGAGAAAAAGGCAGAGAAAGAACAGAAGCGAAAGUAUAAGAAAGGAAAACCAGAAAAGGUGAAAGAAAAAUCAGCUCAAGUAACAGAGCCUGAGUUAAAAGAUCAAAAGAUGGUAAAUAUAGAGAUAGAUCCUGAGAUAAUAGAGCCUACGGAAAGCUUAGGACUAAGUACUGCUUUACGACAGAGGGGAAAGAAGGAAAAAGUUGCCAAGCCGAUUCUCCAUAAUAAAGGGGAGGUUAGUCUUAUUAGUGAGAAAACAGUUGAAGUUCAACAUAAACCAAUUGUACCCAAAGAUGAGUUAGAGUUGAAGAAAAAGCACGACUCUAAGGUAGUUGAAAAUAUCGAAAAGGUUAAAAUUGUUCCCACCGAAGCCAUAGUUACUGCAUCUCGUCAAGAGAUUAAGGAGAACUUGCCUCCAAAGAAAGUUGAAAAAGAAGAACUCAAGCUGCUUAAGCAGAGCACAGAUGAUGUUGAAAAACGUGCAGCCAAGCCAAAGCCUGCCACAGAUGAUUUUGUGCUGAAUGGGUCUAAGCUGAUCUCUUCAGUUAAAACUGCCAAGCUGUCUGAUAGUGAGGUUCAGACCUUAAUAGACAUACUUCUCAACCGCCAAGGUGUGACUCCUAUAAAACCUGCAGUAUCUGAAACCUGGAAUAAGAAGAGUCAAAAAGGUGACCCAGUUUCUCAACUGAAAAAACAGCUUGAAGAAAAAGAAAAGGCUUUACUAGAUGAACAAGGUGUUUCACAAUCAUCCAAUGCUAAAAUUAAAGAGUUGCAAAAAGAGUUAUUAUCAGAAAAAACAAAAUAUGCAGCUUUGGAUAAAACACUCCAGGAAAAAAACAACCAGCAUAAAUCAGAAAUAGAAGCUUUUCAGCUUAGGAUGCAGCAUUCACAUGAGCAAAGCCUGUCAAAAAUUAACACGCUGGAAGCUAAGGUUCGUCAGCUUAGUGAACAAGGCAAUGCAGGUGGUGACAAAAAUACAGCAGUAAAACCAUCUGAGGAUAACAAACUUGUGCAGGAAAACAAGAUUCUUCAGGAAACACUCUCACAGAAAGUCAAGGAGGCCUCCAGUCUAACAGACAAAAUCAACCAACUGGAAAAAGAGCUCUCCAACACCACAAAGUCUGUCCAGCUCAGUGAGUCCAACAAAAAAAGUUAUGAACUGAAAAUCAGUCAAUAUGAAGAACAAAUUAAAAAACUUGAAGCUUUUCAGAAAGAUACAGAUUCUGUUAUCAAUAAAAAGGUGGAUGAAAUUGCAUCAGAAUUGAAAAAGUCAGAAGCUAAAAAUUCCAGUUUAAGUUCAGAUUUACAGAAAGCCAAUUCUGCAUUGAGUGUAGCUGAAGUUGAAUGCAGUAGCUUAAAAACCAAGCUUGAAGAGCUUGAAUUGCAUCUAAGAAAAGCUGAAGCCAGUAAAGAAGUGGAAUCUAAACUACAGGAAUCUGAACAAAAGAGGUCUGACCUAGAAGGAAAUAUUAAGAAUCUUGACAAACAAUUAGCUGACUUGUCCAGACGUCUAAACGAAAGUAAUGCUGAAGUCAAUCAACUGCAAUCGGAAAAUAAAAGAUUGUCUGAUGAAAUUAGAUUGGUGAAUGAGCGCCUCCAGUCUGCCCCUGCUUCUAAUGGUGACAUCCAUGACAAUGGACCCAGUAUCCCAUCUACUGAACAUGAGCGCAUCCUGGCUGACAAGAAUAAAGAGAUCUCUGAGUUGACAGCUGGGCUUGAAACUCAGAAGAAAGCUGUAACAAGUCUGAACACUCAGCUUGAUAACAAAACAGCAGAAGUGACAGACUUGCAGCAACAACUCUCACAGCAGAAAUCUAAAAACAAUGAGUUGAGAGAAAAGAAUUGGAAAGCAAUGGAAGCAUUAGAAUUAGCAGAAAAAAACUCAGCAGAAAAAGUUGAUAAAGCUUUGAAAUCUGCUAGGGAGCUGAGCUCAGCAGGGAUCACUGAAUUAGAAACAUCUGACAAAGCUGUAUUUCUAAGAUUAUUCCCUGAAGUUCAAAUUUCUGAUAAACUGAGCCACAAAGAAUGGGUUGUCGCUUUUGAAAAGCAAGCAUUUAAAAAACUUCAGAAUACAACUGAUGCCAGUAAAGUGUCAGUUUUGGAGAAGGAAAAUGUACAACUAAAGAAUGAAAUAACAGGGUUGAAAAAUACAUUAAGUGAAAUGACCUCUAAAGCUGAAUCAUUACAAAAAUUAGAAGCUGAAAUAGCUAAUUUGAAAUCCAGUCAGUCUUCCUCUUUACAAGCUGAUUCAGAAAAGUAUCUUCAAUUAGAAAAUGAAAACUUGCGGUUAAAGUCAGAAGUUGAAAAUUAUCGAAGUAUAGUUUCAGAAACUGAGAACAAACUUCAUCAGUUAGAAAAGACGAUAGACGCUGAGCAGAAAAAAUGGCAAGAAGAGCUGACCCAAGCCAAAUCAGCCGCCAAACAAGACACUAGAUCAUUAGAACAAGUCAAAGUACUUGACGCUGUCGUAUCUCAACAAGCUGGCCAAAUAGAGGAAUAUAGAAAAGUUUUAGCUGCUUCUGCCAGUAGAUUAGUCGAGUUGGAAGAGAAAGUCUCAAGUGAGGAGAAGUCAUGGCAAGAUAAAUAUUCAUCAUUACAGUCCCAACUCCAUCAGACAAAAGAUCAGCUAUCACGUUUGAAGCCACAGACAGAGGAACAGGGCAGUCAAGAGGAUCUUUCAGAUUUGUGCUUUGCUUAUCACUGUGUAGAGAAAAGUCUGACCAAUAUAGUAGAUGAGUUGCAAUUGAGGAUAGUCAGCUUGGAAUCAGAGUUGCAAGAAGCAAAAGAGAAAUUGGUUGUUAUCACAAAGGAAAAAGAAACAGUCAUUACACGUGUAAGUGAAAGUCAUACGUCAAGCUCAGAAGUUGAACUAUUGCAAAAGCAAAUCAAUGAACUGCAAAGUCAUUUGGAUUCUGAGCGUAAAAAAACGAAAGAACUUUCAUUGAAUGUAGUCAAGCUAAAUGGCAUUAUCAAGACAGGUCAGGAUGCUCUGGCUCAAGAACAGGGCAUCGUAAAGAAAUUACAGGAGUCCCUAGAUUCUAAAUCUGUGAGUUCGGGUUUAUCAGAAGCUGAAGAAAUUGAGCAGCUCCGGACAAAACUCUCAGAAAAACAAAAACUUCUAGAGCGUGAAAUGGCUACCAACAAACAGCUUAGCGAAAGAUUGGCUCAGUUAGGCAUGCUGUGGCUAGUCCGAGUUCGACGUGAUCCUGACUAGCACCUCUGCUGAUUGGACAGCACUAGUUUCAUGGUCCAAUGCGUUUAAGGCUGCAAACACAGAGAGCGGUACCUCAGUAUGAACAGAUAACUCAUCCGAACCACCAUUAGAAGAGAAGCACAAGAGUUAUUCCAGAACCAAUUGAUUACAAACAAAUAUUUACUGCUCAUAUUCAUAAAAUUGUUGUGCUGUCUUGCUAUUUAUUCUUUGUCUAUAUAUUGAUUUAAAAUAUAAAUCACAAGAAUAAUUCAUUAAAAAAUAAAUUAAAAAAAAAAAAACAGGACAUAGCCAUGUUUUACAAGUUUGUUUUGCAAUGUCUGAAGAACCUGUCUAGUGAACUACAGUUUGAUAGUACCAAUUAGUGAUCCAUAGUUCUCAUUAUAUCUUUUGAUGGUUAGUAGUAGCUUUUUCUGUUUUUAAAAAAAAAAUAGGUUUAAUCAAUUUUUUUUUUUAAAUGUGUGAACAUUUAGUCAAUAAAUCACUGUAAUGAAUUAAAUCAUAUUUUAUAAAUAUAUUUUUAUUACCAACCCUUAUACACACACACACACAAAUUGUGAUGGUGAUGGGUUUGUCUAUGUUUAGUUCAUGCCAGUUUUAUUGCCUCUUAGUUAUAUAUUUAUAUAUAUAUGUUAUAUAUACAUAUAUCUCAAGUUAUAAUAUCAGGGUAGGCGCUCUAAGUUCGGAUACCUUUUCUGCAGUGUACUUUUCUGUUGGCUUCAGUUUGUGAACUGCUUGACACUAGUACCUGCACUAUAUAUGUAUGUAUAUCUCCAGUUCUUGUUUAUUUCCAUUGUAUGCUGAUGCCUUUGAUGUGACUCUUCCUGUUCUUUCAGAAAGUUUAUUGUAUGGUGACAGACAAAUCAUGUUUGUUGUUUAGAUCACAUUUUUGUGAACAGUGUUGUGCAUGGGAAUAUGUUUGAUUAGCUUAUUAUUUUUUUUACUUUUAUUAUUUUUCCAUUCAAUUUCUUGGCUUCAGAAUGGAUAAUGUAAUAGGCCUACCAACAAUGAAAAACUCCAGAUUAUUGAAAAUCGUUAAAAUGCUGCAGUAAUAGGUGCUGUAAUCUGCUUUGCGCUUGCAGCUUAGAAUGUUCGAAAUUAAUAGAUCACUUAAAAACAAUCUAAUGGUAUAAAAUUUCAUUUUUUUUUAAGAUUAUUCUUUAUUUUUAACUUUAUUUCUAGAAAUGUCUGGUGCCUUACUUGCCCACCCUCUCUGUUCCUUUCUUAUACAAUUUUUGUUUUCGUUUUGAGCUAUUUUGGUUAGUCUCCUGUUAUUGAUCAUUUUUAAAACUUUGUUCCUAGACCAAUAACAGUUAAAGAGCAGAGAGUAGCCUAAGUGUUUGUAAGGCCAUUUUUUUUUUAACCUUUUUUUUUUUUAAAGUAAAACUCCCUCACUGGUAAAUGUGUGGAGAUUGUUAUGAUUCUGUUUCUAUAAGAACAUGCUUUCAAUAUACAUAGAUUUUGUUACUGCUGAAUGCUCCAAUUGUUGUUUUGUUUCUCCCUAUCAUGACAGUCAAUUAUGAUCUUACAAACAAUAAUAAUUCAACAGUUAAUGAAAAAAAAAGUUACACUUUGACAUUUUUUCAGAUAUUUUAAUAAUGGAAAUAAGAUUUGAUGAUCAUUUUCCUAUCUUAUACUUAAGCUGUGAGCCUGCUAAUAACUUGUUUGCAUGUUUUAAAUUUUUUUUUAUCUGUUAAUUUGUAAAAAAAAAAAAAAUUCAAUGUAAUUUAGUGUUUUCAUUUUGUCUUGUUAAUUUUGAUCAACAGAACAAAUGCAGGUUUUCAAUCUCUCGUACUAUAGAAAGAGGUGUUCAAAUUGCACUCCACUAAUUCACCUCUUUAUAUUGCAUGCAACUCUAUAAACCUUUGUAAUCAUCUUUGAGACGAUAAAUUUGAAAACCACUGCAAUUCUAAAGAGUAUACAAUAUUAAUUGUACGCUCUAGUUCUCCCCAGCAUUUUCUCCAGACACUAAGGUACUUAAACUGCCCCUAACCUAUGUGAUCCAUUUGCAGAAAUGACUUUUUGUUACUAGUCACUUUGAUGGUAUUCUGUGAUUAUUUUUUUUUUCUCUCUGUAUUUAUUAAUCUUCCCUGCAUGUGUUAACCCCCCCCCCCUCUUUCCUUUUAAUUAUCACAGAUGUUUCUUGAAAUGACAAAAUGUAUCAUGGUCAAUAGAUUUAUUGUCUUUUUAUUAAUGGAUAUCUUCAAAAAACUACUUAGCCAUAGAACAUUUGUGAAGAUAGGCAGUGAGAAACUGAAAAGUGAUCUUGGCAUUUGUUUUAUUAGUCAUUCAUUAUCUACCUGCUCUGUCAGAACUUUCUUGUUACUGGGGCCAAAUAAAGUUCUACAUCCUGUC
This is a messenger RNA of Biomphalaria glabrata, 6058 nucleotides long. RefSeq names its product ribosome-binding protein 1-like. NCBI's taxonomy places the organism in Eukaryota, Metazoa, Mollusca, Gastropoda, Planorbidae. The transcript has 30 exons. Bases 335 to 3706 code for a protein of 1123 amino acids. Gene Ontology annotation, cellular component: endoplasmic reticulum membrane. The record is from RefSeq and is a predicted model, not a curated record.